Messenger RNA from Hordeum vulgare subsp. vulgare (domesticated barley), 628 nucleotides. RefSeq lists its product as uncharacterized. The record is from RefSeq and is a predicted model, not a curated record. Lineage: Eukaryota; Viridiplantae; Streptophyta; Magnoliopsida; Poales; Poaceae. The coding region runs from base 186 to 452 and encodes 88 amino acids. The transcript has 2 exons.
UCUUCUUCCUCCCAACCCUACAUUUGACAUUUCCCACCUCUUCCAGCUGCGCCCCCGGUCCUCGCUGCAUCCUGAGCGGAUUCCAUUUCUUCCGAGCAGCAAAUUGCCUCCAAGUUCCUUCCGAGGCCUCCAUCUCGUUUCGGAUCCAUCUUGUUUAAUCGAUCCCGGAGCUAAAGAAGAGGAAAAUGUGCCCGCUGAGGGUGAUACUCAUCUUCCUCUCCGCCACCGUCGCCGGAUUCUUCCUCCUCCGGGGCCUCAACGCCGACCCCGACUGCUUCCAAGACGGCGACGACGGCUCGGAAUCUCCCAGGGCCGCCGUUCCCCUCCAUUCCAAGGUUGGUUCAGCUGUGAAAACCGGGUUCUGGACAUCGGUGGACAUGGCGAGCGGGCGGUACCUUUGGCGGACCCUUGUUGCGCCACCGGCCAAUUCUGAAUCUGACAAGGCCCGGUGACGACCAAAUCUAUGUAGGUCUGUUUGACAUUUGUGUAACGGGGCAGACAAGGGAUGGAAUUGACAUGAUGUGCGAUACGGCGGUGAUUGUAAAUAUGGGUUCUGUAUGUUGAAGUAAAUGUGCAAAUUGUUCAUGUUUGAGCCUUGUGUUAUAUGCCAGCACUGGAUUGUUUUGUU